Messenger RNA from Nematostella vectensis (starlet sea anemone), 5405 nucleotides. Its product is annotated as cystinosin homolog. The coding region runs from base 250 to 1212 and encodes 320 amino acids. The record is from RefSeq and is a predicted model, not a curated record. NCBI's taxonomy places the organism in Eukaryota, Metazoa, Cnidaria, Anthozoa, Actiniaria, Edwardsiidae. The transcript is spliced from 3 exons. Gene Ontology annotation, cellular component: vacuolar membrane. Gene Ontology annotation, biological process: L-cystine transport. Gene Ontology annotation, molecular function: L-cystine transmembrane transporter activity.
UUUUAUCACUUAUUGCAUUAUCUCUUCUCCAGAAUCCCCCCUCGCCACCCUCAAAGUGCAGCCAUUCAAUGAGCCAAUCACCGCUCGUUAUUGCGAAAUUCUGCACAUGGCACGAAUAAGUUUAGAAGAGUAGUAUACUUUAUGUAGGACUCUUCAAUUACUCUACAUUUACAAUUUCUAAGCAGGACGACGAUAUUCAAUUGACAUAAAGUAUUAGGCCAUAGUACUCGAAUUGUUCUUGAUUUGAAGAUGGUGUCGGAGACGGUGCUGGUUGUUCUAGCUGAUAUUUUCGGCUGGGGAUAUUUCCUUGCCUGGACUGUGUCUUUUUACCCACAAAUUUAUGAAAACUGGCGGCGAAAAUGCGUCGUUGGUUUGUCCUUCGACAUGUUGACUUAUUUCAUGAUAAGCUACAUCGCCUAUAUGAUCUACAAUGUGGUCGUUUUCUUCGACUUGAACAUACAAUGGGAAAUAAUCGGAAACUCGAAUGAAUCUUCUCCUGUAAAGCUCACAGAUGUUGUAUUUGCAAUCCUCGGGCUCGUCUGCACUGGAAUAACAUGUUUGCAGUGUGUCAUUUACGAAAGUGGUCCACAGAAAAUUCAUUUCACUACCAAAGUUGUCUUUUCGGUGUUCGUCGUUGCAUUGGGGAUUUGCUGUGCCCUCGCGGGGUUUAAAGUAACUUCGUGGCUCUUUAUGCUCGAUUAUUGCGGCUACGUCAAGUUGGCUGUGUCUUUUGGAUCGUAUUUACCUCAGAUCUGGCUCAACUAUCGCCGCAAGUGCACUGAAGGUUUCCAUAUUGGAGGUGUUCUUCUAGACUUUUCUGGAGGGAUCCUGAGCCUUCUCCAAAUGAAUAUUUAUUGUGCUCUGGAACACAGUACAAAGCAGUUUACUGGCAACAUACCAAAACUAGUGCUAGGUAUUCUAACAUUAGUCUUUAAUAUAACCCUAGUCUUACAGCACUACAUGUUGUAUAUGGGAAAUCCACCCCCAGUUCUAGCCCCAGACAGUACAGAGAAGGUGUCUCUUAUUGAAAGUGGUGAAAGCAAGCAUUACUGCUCAGUGAAUCAAGAUCAAGAUGAUGUCAAAGUCAUCAGUGUGUCAUCACCCUGUAGAAACCAGUAUCACUACUUUUAUUACUACAACCUUGUUGACAACAAAAGAGAAGGAUUUGGCGAUUAUGAUCAGGACAAUGUAGAUGAUAGCUUGGAGCCAUGACCAGUAUACAGUAUAAACUAGUGACCUUAAAAUAUCACAUGUAAAUACUUUGUGCAGUGGAGCCUUUAUAUAGCAGACACUUGGCGAUUAUGAUCAGGACAAUGUAGAUGAUAGCUUGGAGCCGUGACCAGUAUACAGUGUAAACUGGUAAACUUGAAAUAUCACAUGUAAAUACUUUGUGCAGUGGAGCCUUUAUAUAGCAGACACUUUCCAAAAUCCCAGAUUUUCUUGCCAGUCGUUUGACUGGGUAAGGUGUACAGUACCUACAUUAACAAGACAGCUCUAUUGAGUUGGGUGCUGGCAUUGUUUCGCAGUCCCACCUUUAUCUAGUCCCGGAACAGCUGUUCCUGGGUUAUUUCCAUGAAGACUAUCGUUUUACCUAUUAUUUUGGCAAUUUUUUUUAUAUCCUGUUAUUAAGAAUAGGAUUCUUAAAGCCUGGCAAUUUAAAAGUUUAGAUAUGCAUAUUUUAGGAUAUUUGCUGCAAAGUAAUACAAGCAAGGCUUGUGUAAUUUGCUUUUUUAUUGGUCCUGAAAUCUCACCCGGGCAGCAAUAAGAACAAAUUACUCCCUUACAAAGUUGUCACUCUCAGAAAGACCCGGGACACACUCCCCCUUUGGUUUUUAAAAAAAAAAUAAAAAUGAGAGAGUUAAUGAUAUUUAUACUAAAUCCUGUAUCUCUUUUUUUUUUUGGCAAAAAAAAAAAAAAAAAAAAACAUUUAUCGAAUAUGGUUAUACAUGCAGGUAGAGGCUCCAUCGUAUUGAACUUCGUAUGUUAUGCAACUCAGAAAGCACACUUGUAGCAGCUAACUUUGCCCUCUUGAGCAUGAGCAACCAAAAGUUCUUCUAUAGAGGUACAGUGGAACCUGGAUUUUACGAUAACCUCGGUUUUAUGAUGGCGUUUCUUUCUCCCGGCAGAGAUACAGUGAAAUGUAUAAGAAAUUACCUCGAUUUUAUGCUAUUGGAUACAACGGUAUUCUCGUUUUCACGACACAAAUCUGUUUUCCCAAGCGUAAUUUUGACCUCCAUACAACGAUAUUAGUGAUUCUCUCUAUCAACAAAGAAAGAAAGACUCAAGACACCAUACAUAAACAGUACAGUUAAUCGAUGUUUUUGACUUGACAGAUCUUGUUAAACACAGACUAUAGUCUUACAGAGAGAAACUGUUUGGUCGUACACAGAGUACAGUUAACAAUAUCAAUAUUUUGUGAAAGUUGUGAAUUCACCCGACGUCGCUACAACGAUAUUUGCAGUGGAUUUAUAUCGUAAAAUCGAGGACCUCUUUGUAACCAUACCUCGAUUUUACGAUACAUUUUCUCCUAAGGCAUAUCGUAAAGUGCAGGUUCCACUGUAUUUCGAUUUGUAAAAUAUUGAGUUCGUAGCUUACCAUUCUCAUAUAUACGAUUUGAGUUACAGAUCAGUUUCUCACUUUCUGUCUUCUCUCUCUCUUACCCUUGGGAAAGACAAUACAUGAAAUUCCAGCUAAGUAUACUUACACGACACACCAAAGAAAGCGCAUUGGCCACAUCUGACGUUUGUUUUAUAACAGAAAAAAAAUCUUAGAUUCUUUUUUGCGAGCUAUGCCGCGUGCCGAUCUGUAACUCCUAUUGCAACAUCAUGGUGGUGGUAAUCCUGUGGUCUGUUUGUACAUUACACCCUUCUACCAUUGUCCUGGUAAAACCCGACCUGGUGAGGAUUCUUUGCCAUACCUUAUGGAUUCUUCCCUUCCCCGUUACAUGCUGGGUUUUCACGAUCUUCCUCGCAGUGAUUUUCCUUCCCUGGUACAAUUUCACUCUGACCUGGUGGAGACCCCGCCCCCUAACGAAAUUAGACAUUUAAAAGAAUUCUUAAUGUCUAGACCGACCUGAUGAAAAAAUUGCCAACCUGGUGAGCUUUUAACGGAAAACUGCUUAGAGAGGGCUGUUACAGCGAAAUUGCUUCACACUUUUGGUUCUUAUGAUGAUUUAUAUUAGCUCGACCAAAAAAAAAAACGUUACACGAUGGCUCAAUAUAGUAAGCUAACCUUUGAGUCAUAAUUUUUUGUGGGUUUAAAUAUUAAGUAAUAUAGAAUAGAGCGAAGGAGAGUGAAAUACCGCCAUGAAAUGUUCAAUAUUUUGUCAGUCACUAUUGGAUGUUAAUAUUGUUAAAUCUUUGAGUCAUAAUUUCGUUGUGGCAAUUUUUGUGGGUUUAAAUAUUAAGUAAUAUAGAAUAGAACGAAGGAGAGUGAAAUACUGCCAUGAAAUGUUCAAUAUUUUGUCAGUCACUAUUGGAUGUUAAUAUUGUUAAAUCUUUAAUACAAAGAAUUUGUCGUUCUAAAAAUUUUCCAAAUGUCACCCGACUCAUCAGACAUCUUCUUGAGAAGGAAUGGUAUUUGAAUUGACCCCGCUUCCCAAACAUUCAACUAUAACAGUCUGUGACAUACCUAUUAUUCUAAACACACUGAAAGUCCAAUGUAUUUAUGACAUUCGGGACGUUGGUGGAGAAACUUUCUAACAUCAGGUUGACAGACAUCCUCGGGGACCUGGGACCCAGGGCGUACUGAGCGGAAACGAGCUCGAGAGCAUAACGAGCGCGAGCCGGAAGCGGACGACCCGCGCUCGUCUGACGUUACGCUUGUUUACUCUCAGUACGCCCUGGGGUCCCCGAGGAUGGUUGACAGAGCAAAAAAGUGACAAGUUUUCCCAAAAUAAGUACUGGUUAACUUCGGUAAACCAACAUAUCAAAAAGUUUUUUUUUUCUAAAUGCAUUCGUCUUCGAGAUAUGAGACUUGAAGUGAAAUUUUCAAAUGUUCAAAGUAUGAAUGGUAACGUAUAAAGGAACCGAACCGAAUGGCCGAACCCUGGUCUCUGAACUCCGUGUGAACUUUUAGAGGUUCAUAAACAAGAAUGCUAAGCUUGUUUGUUUUUAUUUAACCUUAUUUCUUAUUUGAUACCCAUUAAGCACAUUGGCACAGAUUCUCCGAGUGUAACCUAAUGGACAGAGCAAAAAAAUGGCAUGAAAUUUUCCAAUCCUCAAUAUAUAUCUCAAGAUUCCGCAUACAAGGACAUUAGGGAGCAAAGUUAGCUUUUUUUCAGAGCCUGAAUUCUCCCUUAAGGAGACAUAAACCACUGCGGUUUACGAUACAUCGAUUCGCGGUUGCAACCUUAUAAUCGAAAUAGGUGUUUUCAAAAUAUGUUUUCAUAGUAUAUGGGGAAUGACUAACUGCUGCUGUUGUAUUAAAUAUUCAUAAAGAUGUUAAAUAAAAUAAUGGCAUUUAUUCAAAUGUUUUGGUAUUUUGUAAAAGCCUAACGAGACCAAAGGCAUUAUUUGUUAGUAUAACAAAUAAGUAAGAGUUAAUUACCUCGAGCCUUCGGCAAUAAGCCAUAUACAUCCCGAGGCCGCAGGCCGAGACUUAUUACAUAUUGACAAAGGGGUCCACGCAAAAAUGUGUCUCAGAAUCUUAAUCUUUGAAAUUGAACCUUGAUUGAACAAAGAGUGGUGUGGAGGAUUCAAACUCCAUUAGCAUAUAUAUCGAAAAGUUAUUUCCUCUGCAAUUUCUACGGCAAUCAAAAAGGAAAACGAUUAACAAUCAACCACAUCGGUAUGUGCUUAAUAGUCACGAAAACUAUUUCAUCCUUGAAAACAAAGGCCUUGGUAUCUUAAUUGUACCAAAUACAAAGAAGUGUAUUCCCUGCGCGGCCAGUUUAUGAUAUUUCACAUUGGGGUGAAAUGGUGUUCUUUAUUUGUAGGAAAUAACAAUCAUGCAAUAAGCAAGUGAUUUCCUUACAAAAGGAGCGUUUAAAUGAGAUUUGUUGCCCCGUUUAGUUUGCAUAACGCUCGUAUUUUUUCUGAGAUGGAGAGCGACGAAGACAUGUCCGAACUGACACAGAAUACGUUUUCGCAAGCCGAAUAGUUUCUCCUGGAUUUUGAUCUUGUCGGAACGAUCCUUUGAAGAACAAGCCGUAAUAUUACGAUUCUAAGUGAAGAAUAAGUUGAGAAGAGAAAGGACGACAGGAUUCCGGAGAACACGAAAACCAACACGGUGUGGGCUGUUCGUACCUAUCAAGAGCGGGCAGAAGUGAGGAAUUAGAACCAGAAUUGUGGCAGGAUCGGAUAGUUUCGUAAGUUUCGAUAGUAUCAAAGGUGUUCGAUUGUAGUGUUGAUGAAGAAAUGAUAGAGGAUGUUUGUGAGGUUGAUAAAGUCAUAAAGAGCCAGGGC